AUGAGAACUCAAGAAAGCACUGACGACUGGACUGUUCCAUCGACUGCAGAACCUUCUACUAUUGCAGAAGACACGGAAUCCUUUGCGAAUAUUCCAGCAUCACCUGUGGACGUUUUGAAGCUAUCCUUCGCGCCCAAGCAUGAAUCCAUUGGGGUCAAGUCCAGUACCACAUAUACCUCCGCAUGUGUUUCCAUUGAAGCUUGCGACAUGCCUGAAGACGAGGCGGAAAGAACCUGUUCUGUUGACAUUUGCGUUGCUCUGGAUGUCAGCGGAUCCAUGUCAGGAUCCAAGCUCAAGGAUUGUAAGAGUACCUUGGAAGCCAUGCUACGUCCACUCAGCACCAAGGAUCGCUUUGGCUUGAUCACGUUUGGAAGUCGAUGCGAUGUCGUCUUUCCAGCCUUGUUAAUGACGAAGGAAAACAAGGCAGCAGCUUUAAAGAAGAUCAAGGCGCUUUCAACAAACGGAUGCACCAAUCUGUCUGGUGGAUUAUCGCUUGCUUGGCAGGAGCUCUUGCUCGUUGAUAAUCCAAACGCUGUCCGAUCGCUCUUCUUGCUAACUGAUGGGCAUGCGAAUGAAGGAAUCACUACCACUCCAGAACUAGUGGAGAUGGUCAAGAGUUUCAACGCCGAUUCAGCAUCAGAUAUCUCCGCUGCUUUGAACGAAAGCCAAGCUGCAGGACGAAGCAAUCCGUCUUCUAGUCUUUUGUACUCUGUCACACCACAGAUGAACACGAAUGUUGCACAAACCAUGAACAUUGCACCAACAUUCACACCACCCCAGAAGAAGGGAAUCAUGAGAAUUUUCAGCAAGCAAUCUUCCAAGGGAAGUAUGAAGAGGGUGAAGAGGUCUUCGGGUUCCAGCAGUCCCUCGAAUGUGCCACGAACAAUAAAUCUCACCAGCAAGGGAGCACCCGUUUCCCUCUUCUGUUUUGGAUAUGGAUCCGAUCACAACUCGGAGAUGCUCGAAGCACUCUCGGAAGCCACACCCGGUGGUGGCUACUACUUUGUCGAAAACGAUUCCGAUGUUUUCACUGCCUUUGGAGAUGCCAUGGGAGGUAUCAUGUCUGUCAUGGCACAAAGUGCCGUGCUCAAGAUUUCUGUUCCAUCGGCUGCUUCCGAAUGUGGCGUCAAGAUUCGUGAGGUGCACCACGACAAGAAGGUCGAUCGAGGAGAUGGUUCCUUUACUGUUAAUAUGGGUGACUUCUAUGCUGAGGAACGCCGGGAUGUCAUUGUGGAUUUUGAUCUUGCCAACGUCACUAGCAACGAGCCAGUUCUUCAUCUGGUUGCCACUGUGUCCUAUAUGAAUGUUCUAACCAAGAAGAACACACAAGGAGGACCACGCGAUUGCUCUAUUUCCAGACCUGACAGCGCUGAUCUUUCUGCCGUGAACCAAGACGUUGAGGCGCAAUGGCUUAGAGUGUGUGUCGUACGAGAAAUGGAAGAAGCUGACAAAGAAGCACGAAGCAACAACAGAGAACAAGCUCAAGCCCGUAUGCGACGAGUGGCAGCUACGAUCCAAGCUUCUCCGGCGUACAAUCUCGAAGACAGCUUUUAUUGCUCACUUCAACAGAAUGUCGACGAGUCUAUGGUAGACUACGAAGCUUCAAGCUACAAAGGGCAUCGUUCUAAGAAUAUCGCACAAACUCUCAAGAAGCAAAGAGCUUGUUCGUCCAAGUCCAGCUCUAACGGAUACUACCAGACCAAGUCAAAGAAGAAGAUGUCCAAGGCUUUCGAAAUGCCUUAA
Cylindrotheca closterium is the source of this 1743-nucleotide messenger RNA. The record is from the annotation of a GenBank genome assembly. Lineage: Eukaryota; Bacillariophyta; Bacillariophyceae; Bacillariales; Bacillariaceae.